GUCAUCGUCUCCCACUCCCAUCAUUCACGUUUAUUUAUUUCUCUUAUUAAUUUACUCUCUCCUUCAAACAUCAAAUUACAGGUCUUCUGCAACCAAUUUUCUUUCCCCUUCUGUCACGGCGGAGCUUGCCUUUACCAAAGCCGUCCACCACCUUCACAAUCAUCCGUUUUGACACUCCAGCUAAAGAUAAAACCCCCUAAUCUUCACCUACACACAACAAUCCUCAAGAAAUGAAGAGAUUGAAGAGUUACUAUAUGCACUUGCGCCACCACCAAGCCAUGGAGCGCAAAUGGAUCUUCCCAUUAGCUAUUGGGUCUAUAGUAUCUCUCUUUCUUCUCUUUCUCACCACACUUACCUCUCCUGAUGGAACCCCAUUACUCCCUAUAUACCGUUCUUUCUCUACUUUCAGUUCUAGAUUUGUGGAACCAAAGCUGCAACCAAUUCCUGUUUCUACUCUCCCUCCUCCUCCUCGCUUCGCUUACCUAAUCUCCGGCUCAGCCGGUGAUGGUAACAUGUUGAAGCGAACAUUGCAGGCGCUUUACCAUCCCCAUAACCGGUAUGUUGUACAUUUGGACCGUGAAUCGUCGGUGGAGGAGCGGUUGGAUCUGAAUAAUUAUGUGAAGAAUAAUCCGGUUUUUGUUAAGUUUGGGAAUGUGAAGAUGAUCGCUAAAGCUAAUCUUGUAACUUAUAGAGGGCCCACUAUGGUUGCUAAUACGCUGCACGCGGCGGCGAUCUUGUUAAAAGAGGGUGGAGAUUGGGAUUGGUUUAUUAAUCUUAGUGCGUCCGAUUAUCCACUUGUUACACAGGAUGAUCUAUUGCACACGUUUUCUUAUCUGCCAAGGGAUCUUAAUUUCAUUGAUCAUACAAGUAAUAUUGGUUGGAAAGAGUUUCAAAGAGCUAAACCCAUAAUUGUAGAUCCAGGUUUGUACAUGACAAAGAAAGCUGAUGUUUUCUGGGUUACGCAGAGGAGGAGUGUACCAACUGCAUUCAAAUUAUUCACAGGUUCUGCCUGGAUGGCUCUUUCUCGGCCUUUUGUUGAUUACACCAUAUGGGGAUGGGACAAUUUACCCCGAGUAGUACUAAUGUAUUAUGCAAACUUCAUAUCAUCCCCAGAAGGUUACUUCCACACUGUCAUUUGCAAUGCACAAGAGUUUCGCAACACAACUGUGAACAGCGACCUUCAUUUCAUAUCAUGGGACAACCCACCUAAGCAGCACCCACACCACCUCACCUUAGCUGACAUGCAAAAGAUGAUCAACAGUAAUGCACCUUUUGCAAGGAAAUUCCGCAAAGACAAUCCUGUGCUUGACAAAAUUGAUUCUGAGCUCUUAUCUCGGGGUCCUGGCAUGUUUACUCCUGGUGGUUGGUGCAUAGGACGUAAGGAAAACGGAACUGACCCAUGCUCUACUAUAGGUAAUACCACAGUCCUUAGACCUGGCCCUGGUGCAAAAAGGCUGGAGGAUUUGAUAAGUUCUCUGUUAUCUAGCGAAAAAUUCCGACCAAGGCAGUGCAAAUAGCAACACUUUUUAAAAUAUAAGAUAUUAUACAAGCCUUUGGGAUAGUUUAUAUCAGGAGAACAGGGAAUCUAUGAUCAACCAAUCUGCAUUCCUUCUGGUUUUCAGAAAAAGAUUGGUGAAAAUAUACACAAUUCUAUGGCUACGGUUAGUGGCAUGGACGAGGUGAAUUUUGUGGAACGAAAUCGAUUACUGCACCUAGCAGUAGUUCUCCAAUGUAAUGUCAUGGUGUAGAGGACUGAAUUCAUCCUUGUGACUAGGUGGCCUGAAAGUAUUUUUCCUUUUCUCUUUAACUGUAUUUCUAUGACCAAACCAUUCAUUGCCGAGCCCUUAAUCUUGUGCGUGGCUGAUGGUGAAGUAGAUGAACAUUCGCAAGAUUAAUGUUAGAAAAAGACAAAAAAAAAAAAAAAAAA
Jatropha curcas is the source of this 1927-nucleotide messenger RNA. Its product is annotated as beta-glucuronosyltransferase GlcAT14B. The record is from RefSeq and is a predicted model, not a curated record. Gene Ontology annotation, cellular component: membrane. Lineage: Eukaryota; Viridiplantae; Streptophyta; Magnoliopsida; Malpighiales; Euphorbiaceae. Gene Ontology annotation, molecular function: glucuronosyltransferase activity.